Phyllostomus hastatus (greater spear-nosed bat) is the source of this 3436-nucleotide messenger RNA. Its product is annotated as zinc finger protein 211-like. Gene Ontology annotation, molecular function: DNA-binding transcription activator activity, RNA polymerase II-specific; RNA polymerase II cis-regulatory region sequence-specific DNA binding. The record is from RefSeq and is a predicted model, not a curated record. NCBI's taxonomy places the organism in Eukaryota, Metazoa, Chordata, Mammalia, Chiroptera, Phyllostomidae. The coding region runs from base 283 to 1749 and encodes 488 amino acids. The transcript is spliced from 3 exons. Gene Ontology annotation, cellular component: nucleus. Gene Ontology annotation, biological process: regulation of transcription by RNA polymerase II.
CCAAUAAAAACUCCGAAAUGCAUUUCCUGUUGGGUACUACAGUAGGGCGGGACUUAUGCCUUACGUGGCUGGCAUUUCCUGUUCUCUCAGAUUCAUGCUUAGACUGACAACCUGUGCUUUGCCAAUACCGAGUAGAGCAGGUGCCAGAGUUGUGUUCCCCGCAGUGUCUGUGAGACCCAGUAAGCUGCUCGGGUGACCGGCCCUUGGGGCAGCCCUGGGAUCCCCAUUCCGGGAACACCCCUGUUACCCGCCGCUCUGGCCCGGCUGGGCCCCCAGAGUCCGAUGGCGGCGGGUGCGCUGAGGCGCCGGUUGGAGGUUGUUGUGACCUUUGAGGAUGUGGCUGUGUAUCUGUCCAGGACAGAAUGGUGCCUCCUUGAUGAGGCUCAGAGACGCCUGUACCUGGAUGUGAUGCUGGAGAACUUUGCUCAUGUAUCCUCGCUGGGUUGCUGCUGUGGAGCAGAGGAUGUGGAGGCACCCACUGAACAGAAACUCUCUGAACAAGCGUUACAAGAAAAGUAUCCCAAGGCAGCUUUGUCUUCCCAGAAGGGCCACCCCUGUGAGAGAUGUGGGCCAGUCUUAAGAAACAUUUUUCUCUUGGUUGAUCAGCAAGGAACGCAACACAGUACAAUACUGCUGAGGUGCGGAGCAUGUGCAAAACCAUUUUAUUUCAGUGCCUGGAGGAACCAGAAUCAGAAACAGGACACAACACAGAAUUACCUCCUAAACAGUGUGGACAGUGUCUCACUUGGAGAGAGCUGCAAUUCCCAUAUGUCAUGGAAGCCUCAUACGUCCAGUCAGGUUGGAAAAGACUUCACCAUGACCUCAGGACAUCCAGUGCCACAGGAUACUGACACUAUGCACAGGGCAAACAAAAUCUCUCAGUCUGGAAUAACUUUUCACAAUACGAAGUAUCAUUAUGUCCAAACAGAAAAUAAGAAUUCCAUGGGUUGUGAAGAUACACUUUUUGAUGACCAGAGGUUCCUUACAGCGAGACAGUGUUUUGUGUGUUUUGAAUGUGAGAAAUCAUUUUCCAGAAUUUCUGCUUUCCGUGUUCAUCAGAGAGUUCACACUGGAGAAAGGCCUUAUGAGUGCAGUGCGUGCACGAAAUCAUAUACCACUGGUACUGCCCUCCACAACUAUCACAACGUUCACAAUGGAGUAAGGCCUUAUGAGUGCAGUGAAUGCGGGAAAUGCUUUCCCUAUAGCUAUGUUCUUAGACAUCAGAGAGUUCACACUGGAGAAAAGCCUUAUGAGUGCAGUGAAUGUGGGAAAUUAUUUAGGUGGAGGUCUGGUUUUCUGAAUCAUCAGCGAAUUCACACUGGAGAAAGGCCUUAUGUUUGCAGUGAAUGUGGAAAAUCUUAUAUUACUAGUUCUAACCUCAAAAAACAUCAGACAGUUCACAGUGGAGAAAGGCCUUACGAGUGCAGUGAAUGUGGGAAGUUCUUUCGCAGUGCUUCUGCCCUCCGUGUACAUCGCAUUGUGCACACUGGAGAAAGGCCUUAUGAGUGUAGUGACUGUGGGAAAUUUUUUCGUAGGAGGUCCAAUGUUUUGGAGCAUCAGAGAGUUCACACUGGAGAAAGGCCUUAUGAGUGUAGUGAAUGUGGAAAAUGUUGUACCAGUAGGUCUGGCCUCUAUAAACAUCACAGAGUUCAUACUGGAGAAAGGCCUUAUGAGUGCAAGAAAUGUGGGAAAUCUUUUGCCAGGAGCUUUACCCUGCGUUGCCAUCAGAGAAUUCACCUCGGAGAAUAACCUUAUGGCUGUAGUUUAUGUGCAAAUACUUUCAUUAGUAGGUCCACCUUUUGUCAUCAUUGAGCUGUUUACACUGGAUAAAGGCCUUUUGAGUGCAGUGACUGUGGGAAAUCCUUUAUCAGAAUCAGUCACCUGCAUUGUCAUCAGAGGGUUCUCACUGGAAAAUGUCCUUAUAAUUGAAGUGAAUUUGGGUAAUUCUCUUUUUGCAUCCAUAAUUUCAGUUGUUAUGACAGAGUUUACACUCCAGUGAUGCCUUUUGAUGGCUGAGAUUAUGUGUAAUAUCUUACCAGCAGUCAUGGCCUGUUCUCAUCAGAAAAUUCAGAAUCACUCAGUUCUUACAAGAGUAUUCAGGAAAUCUUUUUGUUCUAGACAUGUGUGUGUUCUUCUCUGAGGUCACAGUUGAUAUGUUUUUUUAUAUACAUGUCAUUUGAGAUUGUUUUCCUUGUAGCACUAACCUAUAUAAUAUUGAGAGACUUCAGUCUAGGGAAAGGCCUUAGGAGUGCAGUGAGUGUGGGAAAUUCGCUUUCCGUCCUCUAUCCUUUAUAUCAGCAGACAGUUUGCACCAUAGCUAACCUUUAAGGAGAUUUCAAAUGUUGGAGAUUUUUCCCUCAUAGUCAUGGCCACCUUAACACUGUUCACUCUUUAGAGUUUUAAUGUGUGAUGUAAACAUGGAAAUUUUUACCCAAGCGUCUAUUCUGUUUUGACAUUGGAGAAUUCUCAUUGUGUAAAUGGCUAGAUUAUAGGAAAUGUGUUUUUGUUUUUUGAAAAUUUUAUUCAUUUUUAAAGAGAGGGAAAGGGAGACAGAAAGUGAGGGAGAGCAAGAUCAAUGUGUGAUUUCCUAUUGAACGCCCCCCAGUUGGCCCCCACCCCUGGCAACCCAGGGAUGUGCCCUGACUGCAAGUCCAACCACCAACACUCUGGUUUGCAGGCCCCAACUGAAUCCACUGAGCCUCACCAACCAGAGCCUUGAAAAUGUGUUUUCUUUUUCAGUGUAAUGGCACUGAAACUCUCUGGGGAAACAUCAGAGUUGAAUUUUAUAUAUUCAUUCCUACUAUGGAUAUAUCUCAGAAGUAGAAUGUUUAAAUUUUGAAAAGCCAUACAAAGUACAACAUCAACUAAUUGUGCCUUUAUCCAUUCUUACCACAAGUGUAUGCAAAGUGCAGUUCCUCACUGUGACAAAGUCUUCAUUUCUUCAAUUUUUCUGAAUUUAACCUCUUUACAAAUGUUUAUUGUGCUCUCUCUGUCAUUUUAGUUCUUUUAGUUAUAGUUGCAUGUUCCAUUUUAGUUCCAUUUCCUUGAGGAUGUAGGAUGAGCAUUUUUGGUGUUAUGUACUACUGAUAUGUUUUUAGUCAAAUCUGUGUUCACAUAAUUUAUCUGUUCCUUUCUUAAUUUGGGCUACUGUCCUUUAAGAAAUAGGGGAGUAAAGCAACAAAGGUAUAUAUUCCAAUGACACCCACUUUCACUCCUUGAAUAACAAGUCAUUUUCAUGUUAUGGAAUAAAUGUUUCUUUUUUCUAGGGAUGUGAUAAUUGUUUUAAUAGUGUGAAAUAUAUCCAAAUUGUUUGGGUUUUACUGUACAAAUUGUAGUAGAUACAUAUCAUAUCCUUUAUAGAAUUGUCUUCAUUAAUUAACACACUUCAUCAGUUAUGUAAGUUUCAACAUUUAAUCAUAUAAUAAAAAGACUUGUG